This is a messenger RNA of Carcharodon carcharias (great white shark), 2775 nucleotides long. Its product is annotated as sorting nexin-32-like. Gene Ontology annotation, molecular function: phosphatidylinositol binding. The record is from RefSeq and is a predicted model, not a curated record. NCBI's taxonomy places the organism in Eukaryota, Metazoa, Chordata, Chondrichthyes, Lamniformes, Lamnidae. Gene Ontology annotation, cellular component: endosome. Bases 190 to 1407 code for a protein of 405 amino acids. The transcript has 13 exons.
UCGGAAGCGGGCGUUCGCGGAGGACCGGCCUGGGGGAGCCACUCGGAGCGGGCAAGGGGCGUGGUGCCAACGAGGCGUCUGCCGGUACAAGAGAGGGUGGCGUCCGCGGCUGAACCUGUUGGACCUCCCAGCGACCAGAGGAACCCUCCCAGCUUCCAGGGCUCUGGCGAGAGCUCAGCAGGGGCAGGAAUGGAGGAAAACACAGACCUGUUUGAGGGGGAAGACUCCAAGUCACGGACUAUGUCAGUGGAUCUACAGACGGAUUCAUCACUACAGGUCGAGAUCUCUGAUGCAGUCAGUGAGAGAGAUAAAGUGAAGUUUACAGUUCACACAAAGACAAACCUCGCUCACUUUAAGCAGCCGGAGUUCUCAGUAGUUCGUCAGCACGAAGAAUUCAUUUGGCUCCAUGAUGCCUAUUUGGAAAAUGAGGAUUACGCUGGGAUUAUUAUCCCUCCUGCCCCCCCAAAGCCGAACUUUGAUGCGUCAAGGGAGAAGCUGCAGAAACUUGGAGAGGGGGAUGGUUCGAUGACCCGUGAGGAGUUUGCCAAGAUGAAGCAAGAGCUGGAAUCCGAGUACCUGGCCAUCUUUAAGAAGACUGUGGCGAUGCACGAAGUUUUCCUGCAGCGUCUGGCUGCUCACCCACAGCUCCGGAGGGACCACAACUUCUUUGUGUUUCUGGAGUAUGACCAGGAUCUAAGUGUUCGUGGUAAGAACAGGAAGGAGAUACUGGGUGGAUUUCUGAAGAACAUUGUGAAGACUGCUGACGAAGCACUAAUAACUGGGAUCUCAGGGAUUAAGGAAGUCGAUGAGUUCUUUGAACAUGAGCGAACCUUCCUAAUUGAAUAUCAUAAUCGGGUCAAGGACGCCACCUUGAAGGCAGACAAGAAAACUCGCUCGCACAAAAAUGUAGCUGAGGAUUACAUCCCAAUCUCUUCUGCCUUAUCUGGUUUGGGAACUCUGGACUCUAACCCACUCAGCAAAAACUUCCUCAAACUUGCAGAACUUUUUGAGAAACUCCGGAAAUUGGAAGGUCGUGUGGCCUCUGAUGAAGACUUGAAGCUUUCAGACUUGUUGAGAUAUUACAUGAGAGAUUCACAGGCAGCAAAAGACCUUCUGUACCGGAGAGCUCGCUCUCUGUCCGAUUACGAAAAUGCCAACAAAGCCCUGGACCGAGCCCGCAUGAAGAACAAGGAGGUGAAGCACGCGGAGGCCAAUCAGCUGCUCUCCUGUCAGAAAUUCGAGAAGCUCUCUGACUCAGCCAAGCAAGAGCUCACGGACUUUAAAGUUCGAAGAGUCUCUGCCUUUCGGAAGAACAUGAUUGAAAUGACUGAGCUGGAGCUAAAACAUGCUAAGGCCAACCUGUUACUACUGAGGAAUUGCCUGAGUUCACUGCGAGGGGAACAGUAACCUGUCCCCAAAGCUACACUACACGGUGUUCAGAGAGGAGCAGCUUUCUAUCACCCUACCCCCACCAACAAAAAAAAAACUUUUUUUAUUUUUCAUGUUAGAAUUGUUUUGGCAGCUGAGAAGUGAAAACCAGCUGGAAGGUUGGAGAUUGCAAUGUGGUUCUGCCAGUCAUUGGAUAUGACUUUUUCCUCUCACCCCUGCCGAGUUAGGGGCUGUUUCCCUCUGCCUAUGGACUGGGGAGGAGGGAGGGUGACUCCAUCAUUAGGGGGAUGUUGAACAUGCAGCUUCUGUGUAGGAAGGCUGACCCUACAGUCCUACUCACUCUUUCUCUUCCCACCCCCCCCCCCCACCACCCAUUCAAAGGGGUGUUCAUGUAGGUCGCCUGAGGGAAGGAUCUCCCUGACCAAGACGAUGUUUGCUGUCCACUUUCUUCCCAACUCUUGUUUAGACCACAACUCAUCCAGCUCUCCCAGUCACCUGAUUGCAGCCUGUUCACUGAACUGCCCUGGUAGUUGAUGCUAGACAACUGCAGUACUUCAGUACUGUAGGUCUACUUUGGCAAGUGAUUAUCCUUAUUCCACAGUGUACCUUUUAUCAGUGGGUAACCUCUGAAGACAAGAUACCUCUUAUUUUUGCCCCACCACAUGGGGGAACAAUGGCAGAUGAGCUUGUGACAAUCCCCAGCACUUGUUCUGACCACAUCCAGUGGCAGUAUGUGCACAGUUGCAACUGGACUGACUGAUAAGAACUGGAGGCCCUGCUUCUUCAGCAUAAAUUUCAACUCCUUGUAACAAAGAAUUUGUUUUAAACCACUGGAGGGGGCACUUUAGGUCAGUGUGGGGAGACCUUCACUAUCUCACCUUCAUGCUGUCCCUGUCUUGGGUGUGUUUGAUGGGAUCGGUGUAGAGGGAGUUUUACACUCACCCUGGCAGUGGUUGAUUUGUUUUUUUUUUGGGAUUAACACUCCCUCCAGUGAUCGAAGGAACACUACAUAUGUGGAGGGAGUGUGUGCAGCAAACAGUGCUUGCUGCUGGACAAUAUUUGGUAGAUAUUGCUAAAGGUAUUGUCACUUUUGUGUUGACCUGCACAAAUGACUACUGUUGUUCUCCAAUCCUUGAUAUUGUCAACAGGCAAGCCUUACUGCAUGUCUAAUCACAUUCAAUGAAAUUAUUUAAUUUACUAGGUCUAAAAUUAAAUGCACUAUGUAAAAGAUUAAAUUCCAAAAUCAAAUUUUGAACACUGAGCUUAAAUGAAGGGAACAGUAAUGUAAGGACUUGAGCCCCAGGCUGUUGUGUAAUUGUUUGAAGUCGAUUUAAAUUUAUGUAAAGGUCUUCAAUUUGUAAAUAAAAUAUCAAGCAGAAAAUCAAA